GUCCUGUGCUUGAGUGACAUCCUCAUGUCCCCCUUGACCCAUGCAGUUGGUGGGAAACUUUCCGAAGGCUUUUUCUUGUGACUUCUGUCUCUCUUGAUAGAAACCAUAAACCGUCCUGGACCAGGAAAAUGGUCUCUGUUAAGUAUGAGCUUCCGCAGAACAAAGGGCUUGGUGCAGACCAAAGAACUGUCUCCAAUUGUGAUAUUUUUUUCCCCUUUAGUGAGCCCCUUCAAGAUACCUGUAGAGGAACUUGAGGACAGAGUGUUUGUGAAAUGCAAUACCAGCGUCACAUGGGUAGAGGGAACGGUGGGAACACUGCUCACAAAUAAUACAAGACUGGACCUGGGAAAACGCAUCCUGGACCCACGAGGAAUAUAUAGGUGUAAUGGGACAGAUAUAUACAAGGACAAAGAAUCUACUGUGCAAGUUCAUUAUCGAAUGUGCCAGAACUGUGUGGAGCUGGAUCCAGCCACCCUGGCUGGCAUGAUUGUCACUGAUGUCAUUGCCACUGUGCUCCUUGCUUUGGGAGUCUUCUGCUUUGCUGGACAUGAGACUGGAAGGCUCUCUGGGGCUGCCGACACACAAGCUCUAUUGAGGAAUGACCAGGUCUAUCAGCCCCUCCGAGAUCGAGAUGAUGCUCAGUACAGCCGCCUUGGAGGAAACUGGGCUCGGAACAAGUGAACCUGAGGCUGGUGGCUUCUAGAAGCAUCCAUUACCAACUGUACCUUCCCUUCUUGCUCAGCCAAUAAAUAUAUCCUCUUUCACUCA
Mandrillus leucophaeus (drill) is the source of this 768-nucleotide messenger RNA. It is a transcript of the gene CD3D, whose product is annotated as CD3d molecule, delta (CD3-TCR complex). The transcript is spliced from 4 exons. Bases 145 to 681 code for a protein of 178 amino acids. Gene Ontology annotation, biological process: positive thymic T cell selection; cell surface receptor signaling pathway. NCBI's taxonomy places the organism in Eukaryota, Metazoa, Chordata, Mammalia, Primates, Cercopithecidae. Gene Ontology annotation, molecular function: transmembrane signaling receptor activity. The record is from RefSeq and is a predicted model, not a curated record. Gene Ontology annotation, cellular component: alpha-beta T cell receptor complex; membrane; external side of plasma membrane.